AUGGAAGCGGCCGUUCGAUGGUCGCCUCACUCUACACAAGGCUCGCCGCGCUUUGCGAUUGUCGACGUGGCUAACAAUCGACUUCGACUAUGCCAGCUUGAGAGCCCCCAAGAAAACAACACAGUCACCUACAAGCAGCUUGUUCAGCGCGACAAGCUACCAAACUUCACCGCAUUCGAUUGGUCAAAAACCCACGAGCGUUUCGUUGGCAUCGGCUCGGCCUCUGGUGAGGCAACUCUGCUCACGCUUGAUGCAGACCGCCCCCAAUCUGAAUUCAACUAUGUUUUUCCCAUCAAGCAGAAACGAAAAUGUAACUCCAUAGCUUUUAGCGCAGACAACCUCUUGGCUACCGGCCUGGACAGAGUCCGCAAUGACUUUUGCAUGAACAUCUAUGAUGUGAACAUUGGCUCCCUGCAAUCACAUCAAGAACCGUACAAGAAGCUUGCGAGUUCCGAGGCCAUCACCAGCAUUAAGUUCUUUACUGGGCAGCCUAACACGCUAGUCGCUGGUGUGGCUCGCCAAUGCAUAAGGGUGUAUGACCUUCGAGACCCAGCGGGGAUUGGCGCUGCUCAGUUUCCUACACGACAGGUCCACAAUCUUGCUAUUGAUCCGUUGGACGAGAACUACUUUUGCUCUGCUGGCCCCCAAGGGGAUCCUGUUGUAAGCGUGUGGGACCGUCGCUUCGCCGCACGCUCUAAUCCAUCUACACCUGCCUCUGAUGGCCAUCCUACGGGUGCUGUUCUGGAGCUCCGGCCAGCGGUGGAUAACAGCCAGAACUCCAACAUCUGGAUGCUUCGCUUCUCUGGCACCAAACGAGGUUGUUUUGGUGUUCUGUCCAGCAUGGGAGAAAUCAAGAUUGUUGAGCUUGCUCAGCACUCAAUGAAGAAUGCACUUCAAGUGGGGCCUCCUAACACUCUCGGUGGCCAGUCUUGGAGCUCUCCGCACUAUACCAGAAUGACUCACCACCUUCAGUAUCCCUGGUACGACCAGCAUCAUGGCCGGGAGGAGAGCUCUCGUGUCAUGGCCUAUGAUUUUAUGAGUCCCGGCAGCCCUUCUGAUGGUCCAGCAGUACUUGCUCUACAUCACACCCGAGAGGUUGAGUUGCUGAAGAUUCCCACACCGCCUCCGCACAUUCAUCUAACAGCUUUCAACGAACUCGCAAUCUGCAGAGAUGCAUUGCAGCCUCAAUUCAUCCGAGCGCGUAAGACCGAAACUACCGUAGCUGAACACUUAACCAAGCUACAAGAGCGACUGCUCGCCAGCAAGCAGCCGGGCAAUUCUUCUAACAAGGACAGGAAGCCUAGCCUUGCCGUCGUCAGGAGUAGCCACGAACUGCACGAGGAGAACUUGACUCUAGGUUACCCCAGCGUUGACAUUGACUUGGUCGAGGCGCUGCGACUCCAGAACAUCCAGAAGUGGAGGUGCCAGGAGGGCUAUUUGUUCAAAUGCGACCAGAAUAAGAAGAUCGUAGCCAAUGAUCCUUGGCUCGUCGACAUGUGGGAGCUCAUUAAACGCAUGGAAGAUAUGGCUAAAGACCAAGGCAUGGCCGCCGAGGGCUUUGACCUCAGCUAUCUUGGAGUUUCGUUCAUCUGGGGCAAUACUCUGGGUCCGAAACAUUACCACCACCGCUUGAUCAACAUCAGUUCUGAUUCAAUAUCGGACGCGGAUUUCGGCAACGCAGUGAAGGCAGUUGUGCAAAGCAAAGACCUUACGGCAUUCCAAGGCGUUCAGACUAAGUUUCCCGCACAUCGUCAAUUAUGUCUCUCUCUGUGCGGCUGGAUCUCCUCCAAAGACCGCUUGCGUGAUUACUGCAAGGAGCUACUGCAAAGCGGACAGCCCUACAAAGCGAUCGUCGUGCCUGUCUUCAAAGGUCAUAAGGACGUCGCUUUAGACUUACUGAGGUACGCUAUUCAGCAGCGUCUGAUCCAGAACGUUGGACUUGGUGCCGUUAUCGCCUGUGACUCCGUCAACGCUGAACAGCGGGAUAUGUGCUCUUGGAUGGCAGAAGAGACCGAUGAUCCCUACCUCAAAGCCUUGCUGGCCUAUUUCAUCAGCGGUGAUUGGACCUCUGUUACCAACAUGAUACAGCUCUCCCUCACGGACCGCAUUGGCGUCGCUCUGAAACACCUUGACGACACUCGAUUGACCGAGUUCCUCAAGUUCGCGACGUCGGAAACGGUCAUUUACGGCGAUAUCUCCGGCCUUAUCCUGACCGGCCUUUCCGAGCGCGCGGUCGAUCUGUUCGAACACUACAUUACCAAGUACUACGACCUGCAGACCGCCGUCCUGGCUCUGUCUUUUACCUGCCCAGUCUACAUGAACGACCCACGCUACGAGGUAUGGAAGGAAACGUAUUUCAUGCAGAUGCAGAUGUGGCGCUGCUUCAUGGAGCGCUCCCGUUUCAUAGCCGCGCACAACCGGCUAGCGGUCAAUCGUGAAGGGCGAACCCUUAACCAUCAGCCGAAACCGCAAAUCGCGAUUAGGUGCCUUCACUGCAAUCUGCCACUUGCUCGGCGUCCGGACGGCCAACUCGACAUCAUACCUGAGCCUAUCAGGAAGGCUUCCAACAACGGGGCCAAGUUACCACCUGGCGUGCCUCCUAAGGCGACUCCUAAGCCUUCGCCUAGUGCUAAUGCUGGGUUGGUGUUCGAUCCAGUGACGGAGGGAGGAGCGAGAGCGGCGGAGGAGAGAGAUGAUGGGGCGAGUAUGGUAUUCUGCAUGAAGUGUAAGCAUGGAUGGCAUGGGAAUUGUGCGAGGAAUUGGUUUGUGAGGCAUGAGACUUGUUCGGUGCCGGAUUGCGGGUGCUUGUCUGCUGUCCACGUGCAGUCUUAUAGAAUUACUGCUUUUUCUGGCCAUGCUGUCAAAAUUACGUGCCUGUCGUGCCGUGACUCAGAUCCUGAACGUGCGACUUUCAGAAUACACACACGAGCAGCAACACCGACACUUCUCCUACCUUUCAUUUUCCGAAAAUUGUCGACCAUGUCCGGUCGCGGUGGCAGAGGCCGUGGCGGCCGCGGUGGCUUGCCUAGAGAUGUUCAGGUCUCGAAGAAGAUGAGCCGAAUAUUGCGGCAUUCCGCAAAUGAGGAAGGGCUGACGCUCGGGGAAGGAGGAUAUGUCAACGUCGCUGAUUUCCUCCAAACCCGCACCAUGCGCUCCCUCAAAGCAACCUUCCCCGAAAUCCGGGCCAUUGUCGCCACAAACGAAAAGCAGCGCUUCUCUCUGAUCCGAGCGGCUUCCUCCUCCUCCGCAGCUACUACCACCCCAUCAUCAGCCGUCGAGACGCCUGCCGAUUCCGCACCCUCGAUCACCACCGGCAACGCCAACCUCGACGUUCCGGAUGACGACGACCCGUCUCACUACCUUAUACGGGCCACGCAGGGCCACUCAAUCGCUAUCUCCUCCGAAGGCCUCCUAACCCCCAUCACGGGCAACGACCCGGACCUGCCGGACACAGUCGUGCAUGGCACCACCCACCAGGCAUGGCCACUGAUCCUGAAAUCAGGUGGCCUGAAGCGCAUGAAAAGGAAUCACGUGCACUUCGCCGCAGGCCUACCUAAGGGGUUUGCGCCCGUAGCCGAAGAAGACGUGAAGGCGGAGACGGCGGGGAAGCUAGAGCCCGCCGGUGUAGCAGCUGGCGCGGAGACUGCACUCGACACGGCCGCACUCGCCACUACCACCGCGGAGUCAUCAGCAGAGCAGCCGCAGCGCACCUCGACGCCCCCGGUCAUCAGCGGUAUGCGCACGAGCUCGACGAUUCUGGUUUAUGUUGAUCUGCCUGCUGCGAUGGCUGCGGGGCUAGAGUUUUGGAGAUCGGAGAACGGGGUCGUGCUGUCCGAGGGAGAUGAGAAUGGGGUCGUGCCGCUUAAGUUCUUUAAGCGGGUGGAGGAACGGACAAGGGGAGGUAGUGGGCGGGUUGUCGUGAGGGACGGGCAGGUCGUCGCGGAGGUGGAGGAGAGGGGCGGUGGUGGGUGGGGGAGGGGGCGGGGAAGGGGAAUGGGAAGGGGGAGGGGUGCGUGA
Coniosporium apollinis CBS 100218 is the source of this 4017-nucleotide messenger RNA. RefSeq lists its product as uncharacterized. Lineage: Eukaryota; Fungi; Ascomycota; Dothideomycetes. The transcript has 7 exons. The record is from RefSeq and is a predicted model, not a curated record. Gene Ontology annotation, molecular function: protein binding; transferase activity. Gene Ontology annotation, cellular component: cytoplasm. The coding region runs from base 1 to 4017 and encodes 1338 amino acids. Gene Ontology annotation, biological process: positive regulation of TORC1 signaling.